CAGACGGCUACAGGAGUGCAGCAAAGUUGUUAAAAUAUUAGUCGCGCUAUCGUUUUGCCCGUGACUUUGAUCAAGGCAGCCACAAAGAGCAUAAAUACAUACGCAGUCCAGAAACGAGAUAAACGAUAAUCGUAGAAACGCAAAAGACGUAAGAAGUGUCGAGAUGGGUAUCUCCAGAUUCGACGUUGAACUGGACAAUCCGUCAAAAACGUACGAGAACGGAAGUGUAUUAAGCGGUAAAAUAUACUUGGAUCUCGACUCACCAAAACCUGUAAAAGGUAUAAAACUGACGGUAUUUGGUGAAGCAGAGAUAUCAUGGACACAAACUACAUCCGCUCUCGAAGCUAAAGACGUUUAUCCAGCAGAGUGCGACAGGGAGACUUACAUAGACGACGACGAGAACUACAUACUUGGCAAAGACGGGCCUGUUGUUAUUCCGACCGGAAACCACGUUUACCCGUUCACUUACAAGCUCCCAGAAGCGAUACCAGCGAGCUUUGACGAAGAGCUCGGUAAAAUAGAGUACAAAGUGAAGGUGACGAUUCAGAGAGCCUGGUAUCUGUGGAAUCACAGAGAAUCGGUCAAAUUCGACGUCUUCGUACCGUUGGAUCUCAAUACAGACCAUAAGGCGGCGGAACCAGCACGACAUGAAAUUUCAAAGAAGUUUAUGGGAUGCUCAGAACCUGUUGACUUAUCCGUGUCACUUCCAGUCCGUGGUUAUAUUCCUGGACAAACGAUACCAAUCACCGUUGACAUCAAGAACGGCGCCGAGGUGGAGAUAAAGGGGGUUUACUUCACGUUGAUCAAGCUUUACACUUAUCACGGUCCUACCAAGCCUAGACUAGACGAACAGGUGAUAGGACACCACGACACCCAGUUGCCGAAGAAUGGCCAACAGGAAUCGAGCAUUCAGCAUUUCCUCCAGAUUCCAGAGGUCCCGCCGUCCUACCAAAGACACUCGAAACUCAUCGACCUUGAGUAUCUGAUACGGGUUGAAGUAAGGGUUGACGAAAUGCACAAAAAUUUCGAAAUAGAUGUACCCAUAAUCAUUGGAUCAGUCGCUCUCCUCGCCUCCACCGUCGCUAUGGCUAAUGGAAACUCGAAUAUGCAUCAGAACAACGAUCAGGUGCCAGCUAAAUGUGAUUGAUCAAACUUUGGGGCACGAUCAGCCACGUCAGAUUUUCACACCGUUAUCGCCUCAUCAUUAUAUUGUUCCACAUUCUAUGUACAUAAUAUAUUUAUUUUUAUAUUAUGAUACGUAUAUGUAUUCAAGACGCGAUUAUUGAAGUUGAUUGUAUUUUGGAACUUCGAAAAAUUCAAACGCUUUUUUA
Messenger RNA from Diprion similis, 1331 nucleotides. RefSeq names its product arrestin domain-containing protein 2-like. The transcript is spliced from 7 exons. Gene Ontology annotation, cellular component: cytoplasm. Bases 164 to 1147 code for a protein of 327 amino acids. The record is from RefSeq and is a predicted model, not a curated record. Gene Ontology annotation, biological process: protein transport. NCBI's taxonomy places the organism in Eukaryota, Metazoa, Arthropoda, Insecta, Hymenoptera, Diprionidae.